Molecule: messenger RNA, 1566 nt
Organism: Ricinus communis (castor bean)
Lineage: Eukaryota; Viridiplantae; Streptophyta; Magnoliopsida; Malpighiales; Euphorbiaceae
Exons: 1
Coding region: 336-1301 (321 amino acids)
Source: RefSeq, a predicted model, not a curated record
AAAAAGAAAAGACAUAAAAACUGCUAGAAAAAGAAAUAAUAAUCCAGAAAAAGAAAAACAAUUAAACAUGUAAUAAAAGAAAUAAAUAAAAUCCGAAAUCGGAAACUAGUUAAAAGAUAACAAAGUGGCAUCUGAUCUAAGUUAACAGCUUCUUACCUUCUUGUCCCUUUCCUUCUCUUUGUUCCUCAUUCUUUAGUUCUUUACCUCAUCUCUCUUUCUUUCUUUCUUUCAUUCAAGAAUCUACAUUAAUAGAAGCCCUUUCUUUCUCUCUAUAAACCCAUUUUUCUUGAUUAUAAUUACCAUUAUUGGAUCAGUAAUACCCAUAUAGAAACAGCAUGGAUCUGGCACCAGAAGAGCUUCAAUUCUUGACAAUACCAGAUAUUUUAAGAGAAUCAAUCUCUAUCCCAAAGCGUUCUCCAAAGGCAUUUUAUCUCAUAACCCUAACCCUAAUUUUCCCUCUUUCUUUUGCAAUCUUAGCCCAUUCUCUUUUCACUCAUCCUCUUUUAUCUCAACUUGAAGAUCACCCGUCUGCAGACCCAUCUCAAACUCGUCAUGAAUGGACUCUUCUUUUGAUCUUUCAGUUCUGUUAUUUAAUCUUUCUUUUUGCUUUCUCUCUUCUUUCUACUGCUGCUGUCGUUUUCACCGUUGCUUCUCUCUAUACCUCAAAGCCUGUUUCUUUCUCUUCUACUAUUUCUGCUAUUCCCAAAGUUUUUAAGCGCUUGUUUGUCACUUUCUUAUGGGUUUCUCUUUUGAUGGUCCUGUAUAACUCUGUGUUUCUUGUUUUCUUGGUUAUUUUAGUUAUUGCUAUCGAUGCCCAGAAUCCCCUUUUAGUUAUUUUCUCUCUGUUGGUCAUUUUCUUGCUUUUCUUGGUCGUUCAUGUCUAUAUUACUGCACUGUGGCACUUGGCUAGUGUGGUUUCUGUUCUUGAACCACUUUAUGGGGUUGCAGCUAUGAAAAAGAGUUAUGAGCUGUUGAAGGGAAGGAUUCGUGUUGCUGUGAUUCUGGUUUUUGGGUAUUUAGCUAUUUGUGGAGUUAUUGGUGGGAUUUUUGGGUCUGUUGUGGUUCAUGGAGGAGACAGCUAUGGUGUUUUUACCAGAAUUGUCGUUGGAGGAUUUUUGGUUGGGGUUUUAGUGAUUAUAAAUCUGGUGGGUUUGCUGGUGCAGAGUGUCUUUUACUAUGUUUGCAAGAGUUAUCACCAUCAGGGAAUUGAUAAGAUUGCUUUGCACGAGCAUCUUGGUGGCUACCUUGGAGAAUAUGUGCCUCUGAAAAGCAACAUUCAGAUGGAGAACUUGGAUGUCUGAGGAGGGGAGUGCAAACGGAUAAAGGAUUGGCAUCAUUUGUAAGUUUCUAUGUACGUAAUCUUUGAUGCAAAUAUGUGGAAUCAUUUGAUGUUAGGUACUUCUUAAAUUUAGCAUUUUCAAUAAAAAUUUGGAGAAGUACUUUGUUUUAGCAGUUUGUAUUUUACUGAGUUUUAGGUAUUAAGCUAUCUCAAGUACUGAAAACUUUUGUUUGAUGGUGACUUUGUAUAACAGAUUAUUGGUACAAUAUAGAUCUUAUUUUCAUGUA